This is a messenger RNA of Parnassius apollo (apollo), 939 nucleotides long. NCBI's taxonomy places the organism in Eukaryota, Metazoa, Arthropoda, Insecta, Lepidoptera, Papilionidae. The record is from the annotation of a GenBank genome assembly.
AUGAACCGAGCAAUACAAGUGAAGCCAGCGGACAGCGAAAAUAGAGGAGAUCGGAAGCUGUUCGUUGGGAUGCUCAGCAAACAACAAACGGAAGAGGAUGUACGCCAGCUGUUCACGCCCUUUGGUACAAUAGAAGAGUGUUCUAUUCUACGUGGACCGGACGGCGCGAGUAAAGGUGCUGCACAACCACCCAGCAGCCCCUCGCAUCCAUCAUCCCCACCAGCUGGCUUGGUGUCGGCAGGGUCUUCGCGGGCCCAGCAAUCGGCACCCGCCUCUGGUGGAGUACGCCGCAUGCGUUGGACAACCCAGAUGAACAUCAACGCAUUGCGGGCGUAUUUUAGGACGAAAGGGGGAGAAACUGGAUGUUUGGCGUAUCGGGCUAGGAUGCAUCGUCUUUUUGCUGAGCUGGAGCCAUCUUUAACCGUCACAGAGCAAAACCUGGCAGACCGAGUCCGGUAUAUCUUGCGCUCAAAUAUAUUUGAUGUCGCCGAACUCGAACGGCUACGACGUGAGGCUGUUCCCUCGUCGGAUGAGAAUGCUACGGCUGAGGAUGCGGCGCCACAAAUGGUAGAGCAACCCGCAAACGUGGAUGCCGCCGUGAAUACCCCAGUUGUGGUUGAUUCAAACGAUGAUGGAACAGUCGCCCAGGAACUGGAAUUAGAGCAUAUGAGGAGUACAUUGGAAGAGGCGAUUAUGGAAACGCGCAGUACGCCUCUCGAAAAUCGACCGCGACUUCCCCGCAUAGCCCUAAGCAAGCGGAAUCGGGCUGUCGUGAGGGCUCUGAACCCAAUGCUGGUGACCUAUUUGGAAGCCAGCCGGGACCUUUGCGAGACGGACUCAAUUCUUUUUGGCGCCGCGCUGGCAGUCUGCCGUAUCAUAGGCGCCAAGGUUUCCACGGCUGGACGCGCUACUGGCCAUAGUAGCGCUAUCCCAGCAUGA